AAAAAUAUGAGUAGUGUGAAGAAUUAUUACAAAAAUGAUGGAGGGAAACAUCCACAAAAGAGAACAGAAAAACCACAAAAAGAAGAACCACAGUUAUUACCUCAACCUAAACAAUCUUAUGCCGAGUAUAACUAUAAUGCAGAAACUAAUGACAACAGUAAAGAUUUUGAAGCUUUUAUAAAGACUGCAACUUCAAUAGAUGGGCAGUUUGUUUUAAAAUCUGAAAAAAAUUGGUCUACAGAUAUAUUAGGAUGUUUUGAUUACUUUACUUUAGAUUUAAAUUUACUUUCCGCUGCUAUGAAGUGUAUACCUUUUAAUGAAUAUGUUAAAAUAAAGGAUGAAUAUUUUACAGCUGAUCAAUUAACGAGUUUUUACAAUACUGUUGAGGAAGGAAAAGAAGCUUAUAAUAAUAUCCUAUCUAAUUUAAAAGUUUCUAGUUCAUCUAAUAUAACGAAUUUAAAUAAAUCAUUGGAAAGUGAAGAAAAACUAAAGAUGAAUUUAGAUCCGAAAAAGGCUAUGAGUGACAAUAAAACAUUUGUAGCUAAGAUACAAGAUGAAAGUGAUGAUAGUGAUAAUAUGGAAGAAAAUUUAGAUUUCUUAUUGUCUCUUGAAUCACCCAGCUUACAAAGCAAUAAAAAACAAAUGCCUUUAACAAAUGUACUAUCCAAAAAUGAUCUCAAAACACAGUCUACUACUUUAUCAACCAAACCAACUGAUCUUGAAACUUGGCUAGAUACAAUAUUAGAUGACUAAACUUGAAAUUUGUAUGUUUAUUCAUAAAGGAAUCUUAAAAAUUUAAUAAUAAGAUUGCAUAUAAAUAAGAAAAAUAUUAUUACAAAAUAAUUAUAAAUUUUCUGUAAUAAAAUACAAAACAAUUAGAUUGUUUUUGUUAUAAUAAAAAAUGCAAAUUUUGUAUUAUACUGUAAAAGAAUAUAGAUUACUUAUUAAUAUAUUUAAUAUUAUAUACUUAUCGUAUACAGCAUGUAACAUAAAAAUCAAUAUGAAAACUUGUUAGUAAGAUAUUCAUGCAUAUAAUCAUAAACUACAAGCAUAAUGGCUCCUCCUGGGCCCAAUCUCAAUACUUUUGGCAAUAAACCUUUGUAUAAAGCUUUGAAACUGAAAUAAAAAAAAAAUGAGUAAAAUAUAAAUAAUACUUAA
Messenger RNA from Vespula vulgaris, 1158 nucleotides. RefSeq lists its product as uncharacterized. NCBI's taxonomy places the organism in Eukaryota, Metazoa, Arthropoda, Insecta, Hymenoptera, Vespidae. Gene Ontology annotation, biological process: negative regulation of G2/M transition of mitotic cell cycle. The transcript has 3 exons. The record is from RefSeq and is a predicted model, not a curated record. The coding region runs from base 7 to 753 and encodes 248 amino acids.